CUCCCUAGACGUUUCUAUAAAAGGCCCUUGAGCUAGAACUUCAUUUCCAUCACGAACCAGCUGCCAGCUAUAGCCUGUAUCUGCAACGGUACUUGAUUUCUACCAUAUUUUCUCGCAUUCCCACCAGAAUUUCAGAACUUCAGUCACAACCGGCCUAGAUCUCUACUUCGCUACUUGUACGUUUGCUUACUUUCUUAGGAUAUCUAGAAAGAGAUAACGUACAUAUAUACAUAUAUCGAUCUUUCAUCGCGGUCGAGCAAGGGUGGCCCUCUACUUACGUAGGAGUAUUAAUGGAUCGCAUUGUGAAAGUCUCAUCGCAGAAGGCAGUGGUGAUAUUCAGCAAGAGCUCCUGCUGCAUGUGCCAUGCAAUCAAAAGGUUAUUUUACGAGCAAGGAGUCAGCCCUGCAAUAUGUGAACUCGAUGAGGAACCCACAGGGAAGGAAAUGGAAAGGGCUCUGAUCACGAGGCUCGGAUGCAACCCCUCAGUUCCAGCAGUGUUCAUUGGUGGUAAAUUUGUGGGCUCUGCAAACACGAUCAUGACCCUUCAACUCAAUGGGAAUCUAAAGAAAAUGCUCAAAGAAGCCGGAGCUAUAUGGCUUUAAUUAUAUAUUAAUUAGCAGCAUGCAGCAGCAAUUUUCCUCCAUACACAACCCUAGUACUAGUACUACGUACUAAGUUCCAAAUAAGGUUAUUUAAUUAUAACUCGCUUGUUUUCUUAAUUUCCCCCCCUUUUUUUGCAACUUUUUUGUUCUUCCAUCCGGCGACAAUGUACUUAAUGCCAAACAAUCUAUAUAUAGAGUCCGUAAGUGUAGUUAAUAUGAACUAAUUAAGCACCGUUACUGCA
Molecule: messenger RNA, 844 nt
Organism: Carya illinoinensis
Lineage: Eukaryota; Viridiplantae; Streptophyta; Magnoliopsida; Fagales; Juglandaceae
Product: monothiol glutaredoxin-S10-like
Exons: 1
Coding region: 291-602 (103 amino acids)
Source: RefSeq, a predicted model, not a curated record